This is a messenger RNA of Drosophila busckii, 1232 nucleotides long. It is a transcript of the gene Sms, whose product is annotated as spermine synthase. The record is from RefSeq and is a predicted model, not a curated record. Gene Ontology annotation, biological process: spermine biosynthetic process. Bases 108 to 1214 code for a protein of 368 amino acids. NCBI's taxonomy places the organism in Eukaryota, Metazoa, Arthropoda, Insecta, Diptera, Drosophilidae. Gene Ontology annotation, molecular function: spermine synthase activity. The transcript has 4 exons.
AACAAACAAAAAAGUACCUUAACUGUGUGGCGUACAAAUUUGACAAAAACUUUUAUAUAAACAUUGUGUGCAAUUGGAAGCCGGCUAACAAGAAAAAAAAAUUUGCAAUGGCAGCGCAGACAAUACUCUUUGAUUUUACAUUGAGCGCCGAAAGCCAAACAACAACAUCUGCCCAGCGCCAAGAGGUGGCCAAAGUUAUACGCAGUGAAUUGGAGCUGCUGUUCCCGCAGCUGGAGCUCGGCUACGUCUUGGAGACACCGGAGAAUGGCUACUUUGCAGUGCUGCACGAGAACAAGGAAACAAUUGUGACCAUACGUAUUUUCAAGCAAGGUUUGCUAACUAUUAAUGUGGAAUACUAUCUGCCUGAUGGCAAGGAGCCACUCAUAUCCUUUGAUACCUUGCGUACAAUGGAGCUUAUCUUACGUCAAAAAUUAGAUUCUGAUCGAUCCAAGUAUUUACCGCCGAUUAAACGUGGUGGAUAUAUUGACAUAUAUAUGACUAGCUCAGAUGAGCGCAUUAUCGAGUAUGAUAUUGAUAAGCUUGUGUAUGAGGCACGUUCGCCUUUUCAAAAGAUUCAAAUUAUGCACUCCAAGACGCUGGGCAAUAUGCUAAUACUCGAUGAAUUGCAGAAUAUUGCCGAAUCGGACUUGAUUUAUACUGAAACGCUGAUGGGUCGCGGCGUGGAGAACUAUGAGGGCAAGGAAAUUUGCAUACUCGGUGGCGGCGAUGGCGCGCUGCUCUAUGAGCUGCUCAAGGAGAAGCCCAAGUAUGUGGUUAUGCUGGAGAUUGACGAGCUGGUCAUGGUGGCCUGCAACAAGUACUUGAACUCCAUUUGUGGCGAUGUGCUGGAGAAACGCAAGUCGGACAACUAUGAAAUCAUUGUGGGCGACUGUGUCGAGUAUAUGAAAAAGUUUAUCGAAGAUGGACGCAAGUUUGAUUAUGUCUUUGGCGAUCUAACCGAUAUACCCAUAUCGGGUGCACCCAUUGGCGAAUGCUGGGAUUUUAUACGCACUAUAUUUGAGCAUUCGUUCAAGCUGCUCAAGCCCGAUGGCAAGUUCUUGACGCAUGGCAACGGCACCAGCUGCUUGGAGUCGCUGGAGCUGUUCGAGGAGCAGCUGCGCUUGCUUAAGCCCAAGGUUAAGUAUACCACAACCAAGGCGUUUGUGCCUUCGUUCAUGGAAGAAUGGCUGUUCUAUCAAGUGACCUUCGCUUGACCAGCUCAACAGCAACUU